UCCAGCCGGCAGAGUUUUCCGUCCCGUGUCAGGAUAACAUCGUAAACGAGGACCACCUGACGGUAAGACCGGACUAAAUGGAAGCAGCGGAGGAAACUCUCACUUACCUGCACGACACCGGACCUCACAGGAAGCUGCUCCCAGGGGACAAGGAUGAGAACAGCGCGGACAGGAAGGGCCUCGCCGGCGAGACGCGGAGCGACGAGUCCAACUAUGUGGAUCUGGACCUGAGGCCGGAGGGCGCAAGAACGGUGAAAGUGACUUUCACUGGCGAGGGGAACCAGCUGUCUGUGAUCCAAUGCGACGGCUCGAAGCAGGGGCCCGCGGGCGAGCGGGGGUGCGUCCCCGCGCGUAAUUCGGAUGAGUCCCCUGCGCUGGAGACUCUGCCCAAACCUCCCGACGCCGAGCGGGGAUUGGACAGCGACGCGCUCGGCCCCAGUGACUGCAGUGAGCGUGUGUGCGGCGGGGGCGACGAGCUCCAGUACACGGACAUGUAUCUGAACAGUAAGACCGAGUCCGACGACGGGGCCAGCGCGGUGCUGUCCGACCACUGCGGCUCCGACGCCGUGGAGGACGAGUCCCACUACAUCACGACGCACGAAAUCCAGCUGACCGAGCUCGACCACGACGUCGACUACGACCUGGGCCGCGGGACCUGUUGGGAGUUCGAGGACGACAACCUGGUGUAUUCCUUUGUGGAUUACGCGUCUUUCGAGAGCGACGACACGCGGCAGGGGACUCUGAUACUGGAGGGCAGGAGCCGGGCGAGGGUGCAGCCCAAACUCGGCGGCGCCGAGCUGGAGGAGAGUGAUCCCUGUGACUCGGACAAAUGCGCCAGCUCGGACGAAAGCGUGGGCAAGAGCCACGGCGGCGACGCGCACACGGGCGAAAUCCACUUGUCCAUAAAGACCUCGUCCAGAGCGGUGAACGAGCGCGUCGGCGUCCCGGAGAGCGGCGCCCGUGGCCACCCCAAACACUUCUCCCUGGUGAGCUCCGGCGCCAGAGCGGGGCCCGUGUGCGACGGAGCCCAGUAUUUCAUCCCCGCCCCGGGCCGCCAGCACCUCGCCACCAAACUGAGGCGGAAGGACAUCAACGAGUAUUCCAGCGGAGCGUCCAGCUCCAUCAGUGAGCUGGACGACGCCGAUAAGGAGGUGCGUAAUUUAACCGCCAAUUCUUUCCGCAGUCUGGCGUGUCCAUACUUCGAUGCCAUUAAUCUUAGCACCUCCAGCGAGUCCUCCAUGUCGGAGUAUGGGCUAAAUAAAUGGUCGGCCUAUGUGGACUGGAAUUAUGGAAACAUAUCGCAGGGGCGAGAGCGCGGCGUAAUUGCGCACACGACCUCCAGUGCAACACUGGAAAUGAAUAAGACCGUGGACAGUAAGAGACACGACACGAAAGCUCCACAAACCAAAAUGCACUCGACGAACAAGAGAUCGACUUCCCAACACGGUUCGAGCAAAAAGGUCAAACUGAAAGAUCCGGUUCAGCCCAAACAGCGCGGCGUCACACUGAAUUUCCGCUGUAACGUCGAGGCGCCCGAAGGAACCAUGCGUCCAAAAUGCUCCAAGAAUCCACGAGCCAAUGAGGUGAGCGGGCCCGUGUUGGCCAGGUCAGCAUGUGACACGCAGUAUCAUCCCGCGGAGAGCACGGGGGGCACGCACAAAAGGGCUGUCUUUGCAUCAAGUCUUUUGAAAAAUGUGAUUUCCAAAAAGAUGCAGUUUGAACAGGAGCGCACAAUGGAAAGGAGUCUCGGAAGAGGGUUUCAGAGACAAACCUCAGAAUCCGGCUCAGGGCUGAGUGUUACUUCUGACGAUCAACGCCUGGAGGACAGUAGACCCAGUUCCUGUGGGCCUGCAGAGGAGCAGCAGACCAACAAAGCAUCACAGGAGGCAGAAGGGGGACCUCCGAAAGCACCGCUCAGCCACAGUCAGAGUAGUGCAUUCAAUGCAUUGAAAGUAGAGGAGCCAGAACCUGUGCAGGAGGCCGAGCCAACAGCCGUGAGCGAGUCCACAGCAAAGGAAGAAUUGGACACGAGCAGCCGGCUGACAAAACUGCUUUUUGUUCCGAGCUGCCAGCUUCUUUCAAAAGAGAAGGACUAUACAGAAGACCUGAGCCACACACCUGCCACAGGCACACCGGCUGACCCACAGACAGGCAAUCAUGGAAAAACAACAGGCAAAGACGAAAUCGAGAAGGGGGGCAAGACGCCCGAGAUAAAGAUUUGUCUGAGGAGUGUGAAGGAAAAUAAAGGCUGUACACUGAAUAUUGCCAACCUGUUAACCCCUAAAAUAAGUCACAACACCGUUGACACAUUCAGGACAGCAGGCGAUGCCAAAUGCCACGUUUUGUCUGCAACAGACAAAACCCCAAACUUUACAGUCAGAGACAUACGAGACACCAAAUGCAAGUUUCAAACGCCAAUAUAUCGUGUCCGGGACGUGCGGAAAUUGGUGAAAAGCUCGUAUCGCUUUGUCUCUCUGGACAACAGUGAGAGUAAAUGUUCCACAGCAGCUGAUAAACUUGAGGAAAAGGGCAAAACGGAACCCGUUAAACAUAUAUCACCAUCUCCUAUUGUGAUCAAGUGUCACUCUGUGAAAACAAACGUCAAAUCACAGGCCACAGAGGCAUCACAGAAGCGAGCAGAGGCGAGCGUCCCGUGUGAAAUAUCCCAAAGUGAAAAUGCACCAUCACAUUGCAUGACUGGCAGGCUGCCACCCUUUGUAUGCAAACAGCUACACGAGCCCAUCGUACCAAAACAGGCUGCGAUAGAGAAACUUAAAGCUGCCGUCAAAACAAUGGAGCAGCUUUAUGUUUUCGAUAGAAAUGAAUGGAAGCGUAAAACUCAAGUUCCACAACCCAUCACGGACAGCCACGUGCUUUCACUUAUUGCCAGCGAGGAGCACCGUGCAGAGCAGCUGGAGACAACAAGCGCCGACAGGAUCCCUCAGGCUUUGGCAAACACCACGGAAACAGGCAGACAGCAGGAACGUGGAGGGGCUGUGAAUAUCAUACGUGUCCCAUGCACCGCUGACGCCUUCAAAACACAAUCCCAGCAAAGUAAAGUGUUCAGUAACAAAAGUGUCCUUCGUUUUGGCAACGGCAAUAAGGCACGUGUCACUAUUAGUUCUGUCAGUAACUCUACUCCACAAAGCUCUGUGCUGCAAACAUCAUCGGCGAUGAAAAGCUCCAGGGCGCCGGCAGCGCCACUGUCAGUGAAAAUAGAGCCGCCGAAACCCGUCCAGGUGGAGCAGGGAAAGGUCAAAAUCAUUCCCACCAAUCCCACUGUCACACAGUGUUGCUCCGACUCGGAGAACUAUUUAACCAUACCGGGGCUGGGGUACACGAGUGAAAUCAAACUGCUCAAUCGAGAGCCUGUCUCGAGCGAAGCAAGUCAGGCCCACACAGGUGACGGCAAGACACCUGAGUGGAGAAGAUCUCCGUUAAUCAUGGAGUACCCAGCUACGAGCAUCUAUCAUCACUCUGCAGCACCAGCAGCAGCAACGGGGCCACAGACCCAACAGCAGGUGUUGUGCUUCUCUCCCUCUGACCCCACUGUGAUACCUACCUCUUGCACCAGAGAGACAGCCCCACAAACCCAGCGCAAGAUGCUUUUGGACCCCACAACGGGCCAUUAUUACCUGGUGGACACUCCCAUUCAGGCCACUACUAAGCGACUGUUUGACCCCGAGACAGGCCAGUAUGUCGACGUACCCAUGUCCCAUUCGCCUGUGGCACCUGUGGCGCCCGUGCCUCUCUCAUUGUCCCCCCUCCCGCUGAGCCCGGGAGCCUACGCCCCCACCUACAUGAUCUACCCAAGCUUCAUCCCCUCGCCCACUCUCGCAGCUCAGGCGGUGUUGCCACAGUCUCCGUGUCACCCUGAGGAUGCGGGUGGAGACGAGGUCAAAAAGGCCAGAAGUCCGAGGCUGGACACCAACGCGACAGGCGCCGAGUAUUACAGCGCAACGGGAGAGACUCCACAGGGGCCACUGCAGCUACCUGUGAGUUUGGGACACGUGGCCACCAGAGGAGGCGGAGCGAGCUCCGAGAGGAAGCCCGUUAUCAGCAUCACAACGCAACAAGGCCCAAGAAUCAUCGCCCCGCCUUCCUUUGAUGGAACAACGAUGAGCUUCGUAGUGGAGCAUCGGUGACCUAGAAAACAUCUCGUAAUACACACAUCUCCCGUGAAGAAUCUGCCUUCAUUCAACGUAAGUGCAGUUUUCCUCCCCGUCCACCCUGCGAUCGACGCCCCAGGACAACUUCCAACCACAAUUUCUACCCCCACUUUGUUGAGUUGUUUAUCCUUGCAGCAGACAUUACUGUAUACUCUAUGCAUUGCAGCACUUUGUAGGGUAACCGCAUUAAGCCAUGUCCUCUGGCUGAUGCUCUGCCAUGUUGCUAUAUGAAUCAGCUUUGAAUUACUUUCCAUUCAGCUGCUGUCUAUAACACUUAUCGCUGCUUGGGCCCUGCGACGUGUCUAUUCAAAAGGAAACAAGGCAGGUCCUCUAUUACAGUUUAGUGCCACGUAUUAGCUAAACCACCAUUUUAUAAUCACGAGUUAGCUUGUCUUGAAGCAAGUCUAUGUAACUUACAAAAACAAAAACGUAUUAUCCUGUGGCCAAUGAAAAGUUGAAUUCGUUAGCAAUAACAUGCAACUUGCUAAGAUCAAUACACUCAGAUUUGCUGCUACAACCUCCCUUGGUUUGGUAUGACAAUGUUGGCUAAUGUUAGCAAAUAUGAUACAUAUGAUAGAAAGAUAUUUGACAGGUGUCAUUGUGAAACUGGAAUUACACUAUUUUUUUAAAUGCCACAUACAUUUUUUAGUGCUUUCAUCACAAAGGUAAAGCAAGAAGGAAACACAUGUUUCUUCAACAGGCAACAUGCUUGUUGUUUCCUGCAUGAGGUCCCAUUAUACUUUUCUGACAUAGAUUUAUAAAGAGUGGGAUACAUUCUUUUUUAAAGAUACAUCUGGAAAACUUACACUGCAACCUGCAAAUACUAAAUCAGAGUGGACCAUGUUCAAAGAACAGGCACCUGUGCAUCUUGCAACCAAACAACCUGCUGGUGGACACCGGUGCUAAAAGAGGCUAUCGAAAUGAGAGAGGCUUCCUUUCAGGCUUGGUUGUUCCCAGGGUUCUUGUGAAACAGCAGAGAGAGUGGCUAUCAGAAGUGUCAAUCUGUGGACACAUACAAAAAAACUAUUGGAGUAUCUGUGCUAUAGGGGGAGUUUGGAAAGGUCUGGGCAAAUUACUUUUGGCCAAUUCAUCAGAUGACUAGAGGAUGAGGCAAGGCUUCUUUUUUUUUAGAAUAAGAGAAGAACUGUUUAAAGACCUUGUUUCUGGAUAUUGUUGGCGGGAGGAACUCUUUGAGGAACUCCUGAACCUGAAUGACAGAUCCUCCUUAGAGGGGGCAGAGGUGAAAGGCUUAGGGAUGGUUUUGUCCAUUUAGCUGUGGUCACUGAGGUAGUCAAAAACUUUCACAGUGGCAAGGGCACUGGCGGUAGAUGACGUUUCGCCCUGAGAAAGGCUCAUUGUGUGGCUGCCUUGUUAUUGUCAUGUGGAAGUAGAAGCACCAGGGCCAUUACUGUGAGCCAUUUGGUCCUUCUGUACAGAAGGGGAAUCUGUGUCUUCUCAGUGGGCCUUUAGUUUGACUAUGGUUGUUGGGGUAAAACUGUGAAGGUAAUAGGGAAUGUGAUAUUGACGGGCAGAAUGGUGCAACAUCUGCAGUAAAGCGGGAAUGGUGCAGCCGACCGGUGUGGUGAAGAGAGAACUGAGCCUGAAGUCGAUCUGCUGCAUUCCAACCCCGACUUAUAGUCUUUAGCUUUAGAUAAUGACUGAUUUAAUGAGAUUGCAUACACAAGAGGCCAAAAUUAGUUGCGUGGCUGAGCACACCCUUACAGAGGUUGAGAAGCUCGAACAUGCGGAAGGAGCUAAGGAACCACUGCGUUCUUGUGCUAAAAGGAUUCAUCCAGAGGGGCUUGCACCUCUGAUUAGGAUGACUCCUAGUUGCCUACCUUUGGAGCUAGUCCAAUCACAUUGAACUGUAAGGAGACCAUGGGCAACCCCAGAAUAUGCUGGAGGGAUUACAUAUCCCAUCUGACCAAGGAAUGCCUCAGGGAUCCUCCAGAAAAAGAUGGAUGACAUGACUAGAGAGAAUGACACUUAGCUUGCCUUGCUUAGCCUGCCGCCACCAUGAUCAUGGAUCAGUGGUGGGAAAUGGAUAGAUGCAUGGACAGUUUUAAAACAAUUCACAGAACACCAGACAACAACAAACAAUUUUGAAUUGUUGUAAUAUGAAUUUUUAAUUUGUUUGUGAAAUUAAGCAACAAAGUAAAGCAUAUAGGGUGAGCUGUUGGAGCCAGAGAAAGACACACUAAUUUGAAUAUGAGAUGGGUUAAUCAUGAAGACCCUCAUUUUUAUGGCCUAUGCACUUGAUUAGGAGCUUUUUCUGAAUGAAUUGGCAGCAUCAUGGCAUUCAGUAUCUGGUGCUUGUAUUUAAUCCAUGGUUCUGGUUACUAAUGUUGAUAUCUUCAACCUACUGUGGUAAAUGACAGGGAAUUCAGUGUGGCAUUAUCUGGUGAUUGGUUCUCAGGUUUUUCGUGGCUGCUGUUAAGUUACAUAAACUUAUUCUAAUUCACCCAAUAAGACAAUUAAUUAUAGUAAAUGCAACAUAUAAUGUGUAUUUUUACACAAUCUUUUCAAGAACAGGGACCAUAUGUCUGCACUGAAUUAACAAAUGAUGGGGUAAUGUUAAGUUUCUUUAGUCAGAGCAGGAUUUUUUUUUUCAAAUUCUGCAUUUCAAAAGAAUGUUUCUCAAGUUAAAAGUAGUCAAAUUAUAAAUAUCUGACUUUGAUGUGUAUCAUAUUACUACCCCAUUUUUUCACACUUGCAAUAACAUUUCCAUGUUUUUUAGGAGCUGGUGGUUGAUGUUCUACUGAAAGUCUAUGUAUCCUCUGUGUCAUGACUAAGAAAAAGCUGCUAAUACCUGCACAACUGAUAUGCUGUAUGAAUUGGUGUAUGUGAUUUUUUUGGAUUUUUUUUUAAAUUCACACACUUUGUAUGUAACAGUGAGAAGAACAGAGAAACACACCGAGUGUGUAGCUCAGAUCUAGCAGAGCUGGGACUCUGGUUUAACAGUGUACUUGGGUUAUUAAGUAGUGUUGGGCCUAAUGAGUCAGAGCCAGCUUAGACAUUUAGGGGAUAACUUCCUCUACUGGUCUUAGUUUAUUGUACACUUUUGUGUCAUGAGAUGGAAGUUACGUUGCGUGUGCGUCUGAAUGUGUUUGCGUGUGUGGCUGUGAGUUAUGUAUGGCAUUUCAGCAUUCUGUGAUCGUACAACAAGGAGUCAUGUUACUUUGCUGUAGACAGGAGCAAACAGACUGUACAUGUGCUGGGUGUGUCUUUAUACUUGACACACAGCAGUGUCAUUUUCUCUUGUUUAAACUACUUGACCUGUAUAUAAAGCAAACUGCUUUCUGUACAAUUAAGUUCUGAUUUUUUUCUAUUUAUUUUCUCUGUCCUGUUUCCUUUUGAAUACGCAGUGGGGCAUCAUAUGUCAUUGUGCUUUACUUGACUCAGUUAUAACAGCUUCUCAUGUGGGAAUAAUGCAAAACAUAGAUUGCUAUUUUAAGCAUGUUUCAAAACUUAACAAAUUUUGAAGGUAUUUGGAGCUGCUGGUCAGACUAUGUACCUUAGUUCUGUAAAAUACAAGUUAUCUGUGAAAACAGACUUUAUAAAAAAAAUUGCCCUAUGAGUUGAUUUCAUUAUGAUUUCAUGCAGUGAUUUGGAAGAUUUGUUGUUUAUGGUGCAGUAGAUUGGACAUUGUUUGCUCCUUAGAUCAAAUUGGUGUUGCAACAUUUAAUGCAUUUGAGGUGAAAUGUAAUUAAAAUCUCUUCAUUUAAUUAUUUUAAUAAUUAUUUUAAAUUUAUUUGUCCUUGAGGCAGUUGAGAAUUGUGCAAUUAAAACAUUUGUUCAGAAAUAAUAAUACAUGUUGUAUAAAAAUUACAUUUAAGAAUAACCAAAGAAACUUUUGUUAUUGUGAACAAGUCCAAAUUGAGAGAUUUGAUAGUCUACCUCCUGCCAGAGAGUUGUGAAAAUGUGUUUGAACAGCAAGUUGCCAAAUGUGGAAGAAAAUAAUAUAUUUGACUAAUUUCCGUUGAUUUAUUUUAGCACAUUUACAUACCAUUUUGAAACCCUGUGAAGAAUAACGUCAAUCAUAAAUAUAUUUUAAUUUUUAAGCUCCAAUAAACCAGCGAUUCUAAUGUCAUAAACAUAAAACCCACAAAAACCUUUCUCGUGGACAUUAGUUUCUUGUAUGACCUUAAUCUGUGAAUAAUAAUAAUAAUGUACUUAAUGCACUUGGAUUAUCACUAUUUUGUCACCAACUAUGACAGCAAUGAAUGGCUGUAAACCUUGGUGAUAGCAAGAGCACCAUGUCAACUUACAGUAUUGUAAAGUGAAACAUUUGGGAUCGUUUCUGAUUAAUCUUGCCCAAAGAUGCACUGAAAUAUAGAUAAUAUCCUGUGUUUUAAAACAUUCUUCCAGGUGUCCCUCAACAAACCUGCAGACUUUGAGGUUAAAUAUGGAAAACAGACUGUAUUAAUGCUUGAUUUUGGAUAAGGAAAGAGGGUUAACCGGAGGUGAAAUGGCUUGAGAUAAGUGCUUAAAGUUUGUGAAUGUUGAAAAAAAAGGGGGCAUAUAUUUGAAUGAAAUGCCUUCAUGGCUGCAAAGUCAUAAAGUGGUAUUUGAAAGUAUUCUCUAUGUUUUAUGCCUGAUGUAAACCGUGUUGCAUGGCUGCCCCCGAGAAAGACAGAGGUCAGGAUGACGGCAGUGCGGUGCCUUGAAAGGAGAAAUAAGUGCUGUGUUUGCACUUACACACUUGAAAGCAAUGACUAUGAUGAAUGUGUGUAAUGUAGACUGACAAGCCUACAUAUGUUUGCAAUAAAUCCAAAAUGCAAGCUACUGAA
Molecule: messenger RNA, 8959 nt
Organism: Scophthalmus maximus (turbot)
Lineage: Eukaryota; Metazoa; Chordata; Actinopteri; Pleuronectiformes; Scophthalmidae
Exons: 2
Coding region: 78-4145 (1355 amino acids)
Source: RefSeq, a predicted model, not a curated record